This is a messenger RNA of Rotaria socialis, 444 nucleotides long. The record is from the annotation of a GenBank genome assembly. Lineage: Eukaryota; Metazoa; Rotifera; Eurotatoria; Philodinida; Philodinidae.
AUGAAAACAAAUAUAUUCCACCUAAUUUUUCUAAUAUUUCUUAACGAGAGUUAUCGUGUUAAUGCUUUGGAAUGUUAUUCUUGUUUGAGUACAAAACCAAAUACAACUGGUUGCGACGAUAAAUUCAAUGUUAACGGAACACUUAUUUCGACGCACAGUGCCACAACUACGAAUGCAACCUGUACGAAAAUGGUUGGUAAACUGACUGAUGGUAAUAAAUUUACCUUGCGAAAUGCAAGUUUAACUGGUUGUCCACAAGGUCUAGAAAGUUCAGCUAUUGUCGGCAAUUCUACUACUGUUCAAAUAGCUGAUCUUAAAAUCUAUUGCUGUCACAAACAUUUAUGUAAUCGAGCUCUCAGUCAGUCUUAUUCUCUAUCGAAUACGCUGAUUUCAAUUGUCUUCGUAAUCAACUCAAUAUAUCUUCUUGCAUGGAUCUUCAAGUAA